This is a messenger RNA of Effrenium voratum, 576 nucleotides long. The record is from the annotation of a GenBank genome assembly. Lineage: Eukaryota; Dinophyceae; Suessiales; Symbiodiniaceae.
AUGGUGGGCCAGCGGCUCUCCAAAUACAUCGCCAGCUGGGGGCUAGAGCCACAGGACGUGCCCAAAGUGAUUACCACCUUUCUGGGCGCCAAGUAUGUAACGCUUUGCGUCUUCGUCGGUGUGGGCGCCGCCUUCCAGCCAUUACGCCGCAUCUUCCCGCGGCAGCAGGUGUCCAGCGCCUGGUACCAAGUCCGUGCUUGGGCGGCGGAGCAGCGGCGGCGCAAGGAGCUGCAGACGAAGUGGGGCGGGUGGUACAUGUGGACUUCGGAGAAGUACUGGCGGCUCAGUGACAAGUUCCAGGCCUCCUUGGACCGCAGCAAGCUCUGGCAGCACUUCGCACAGCGCUUGGGGAGCCGCAACCCCCGGGCCCUGGUCUUGGGCCUUGUUGAGGGCACCAUCCUGUGCAAGGUGACCUUCCCCAUUUGGGGCCCGCUGGAGCUGUGGGCCAUCAUGCACUUCAUGAAGCACAGAGGCGCCAUAGCUGCGACAAGCCCGGAGGGGGAUCUCUAUGAGCAGUACUCCCACGCGGCGAACGCUACGGAAGACGCUCAGGACAUGUCUCCUGGCUUCUUGUAA